Messenger RNA from Seminavis robusta, 1994 nucleotides. Lineage: Eukaryota; Bacillariophyta; Bacillariophyceae; Naviculales; Naviculaceae. The record is from the annotation of a GenBank genome assembly.
UGCAUCCUGCUCCACCACAAAACGUUGGGUUUGACAUCGCUGACGUUGCCCAAAGAUUUGCCGGAAGUUUUGUGAGCCCUGAUGAAGAUCGGAUCGCGUUCCAUGCCAAUAAAGAUCGCGGCAAUGACAACAACACAACAUGAACUAACCGAGCUAUCAACUGUUAUGCGACCGCACUGAUGGAGUGUUGUUGAUGACAACAUUAAGAUGCCUAUUGCUCACAGCUAGCUAUCAAUCAACAAAUAGUGGGGGAAAGGAGAUUAGUAAGGUGGUACUGCUGAGUCGAGUCCAAGAUGAAUGGUUCUUCAGAGACAUUGUUUGAAUUUUAGCACUGACUACAUUUAACUCCAACAACAUCAUUAUUUCAACAAUGACGGUCAAGAUCCAAUGGCGACUCUCGCAAUUGAGACGGGUGCUGUCGUGGUUUCUACUGCUAGGAACUCUUUGCUUUCUUCAGAAUGUGAUGGAAGCCAUGGUCAUGAUGGGAAUGCAUCAAGGUACUCUGAGCAGUGACUCUACCGGUAGGGAUGGCCAUGUCCACAACAAGCAGCACUUCACGAGAAUAACACAAAAAGUGGGUACCAAUCAAGCUCAAAAUACCACAUCCAUCAACGUUGUCAUGGACAAGCAACCAAAUGGAGCAUUUGUGCACAUUGGAAAGACUGGAGGAAGCGCCGUAUCGCGAAUGCUGAGGAAUGGCUGUCAUUCCUUUAUGCCCAAACCCUGUCGACGAAUACCCAAUGAAACACUGGCUUCCAAGUUGAUUCAGAGCUACUACCAUGUCCCUGACUUUCAAACACUACCCGACAAUCAUCAUUCCUUUUACGUCUUGACGCUACGAGAUCCGUUUGAUCGCACUGUUUCCGCCUUUACGUACGAUCAUCCUCUCAAUGAUGACAGUUACCAACGAAACAGUUCCUUGGCCGACUUGAAUAGUCGGUUCAAGGCAUAUCGCUGCUUUCCCUCUUUGGAACGAUUUGUACAAUUGCUGGGGGACAAUAACUAUUAUUCCUAUCCGCAUCCACCCAAUGUCGUGGCCACGGGAAAUUGUCAAACGUUGGCCCGUGCGGCCUUGGACUCUCAAAUACGACGAUUUCAACAUUGGUUCUUUGAUUAUGGCAAAAUCAUAUCCCUGCUACCAAAUGAUACUACUGGUACUACAACAACAAUCUACGCAAUUCGAACAGAACACUUGUGGAAGGAUUGGGAAAGCGUCAACCGAUUAUUGGGAACAACUACUGGGGAAAGCAGCACCACUUCUACAAUUACCAAUAACCACCAUCCAGUCCAUCCAAUGGAGGAAAGGAAGGUUGCAGUCACUAGGGAUUUGAGUCCAAUGGGAAGGCAGCGCUUGUGCCACGCUCUGGAGGCGGAAUACCAACAUUAUGCUUUCCUUCUAAAAGUGGCAGAAAAUCUCAGUGAUGGAGACUUCCAGGAAGCAGUGGCCUAUUCCAGACAACGGUGCCCCAAUAUCAAUUAUUUUCACACUCCUGUCUGAUUAGUCGAGGAGACAUUGCUCUUCUUGCUUCAAAGAUAGGUUUUGUAGGACUGGUCUACACGGCAAAACACUGGCGUGGCAAAUGCACUACUGUGAAGAAUGAAUUGUCUAGCUGGCCAUCAAACAGAACAAGCUGGCAAGACGUCCAGCGUCCAGCAGUACAGUCGUAUGGUUGCGGGCCAGGAUUGAACAUCUUCAGUGUGGCCCCACCAAAAAAAAAUCAUGACAUACAUGGCAACUGCGCUGGAGAAUGAAGUGUCAAGCUAUCUAGCAGACUGGCUGCCACCUAGCUAGCGCAACCACCAGCCGGUUUGGAGGUCCGCAAUAGCUUCUCCCAAAGAAGCAAGACACAAGCAAGUGUACUAGGCUUGCAGGCCAGGCUUGACAUCAUCCUGGACAGCCUGUUUGACAACCAUAAUAAUAGCAUGCCGGAGACGUGGUUGAGCUACCACAUCAAUCAAUGCUUUUAGGAAAUAGAAGCCUCCUUUACUCUUGG